This is a messenger RNA of Loa loa (African eye worm), 1542 nucleotides long. RefSeq lists its product as hypothetical. Lineage: Eukaryota; Metazoa; Nematoda; Chromadorea; Rhabditida; Onchocercidae. The record is from RefSeq and is a predicted model, not a curated record. The transcript has 12 exons. Gene Ontology annotation, biological process: transmembrane transport. Gene Ontology annotation, cellular component: endoplasmic reticulum membrane. Gene Ontology annotation, molecular function: transmembrane transporter activity. The coding region runs from base 1 to 1542 and encodes 513 amino acids.
AUGGAUAAUGAUCACCGAACGGUGAGAUGUGGCUAUUUUGACCGGUGGCUAUCUACUAUGGACCCGUAUCGUCGUCAAGUUGGCGCCAUUUCUCGUAUCAUACGUUUUUUGAUUGGUGAUGAAAUUUGGACACGGCAUCAUUUCGUUGUUUUUUUGUUUACAUUUAUAAGUUAUGCAUUGGUGCAUGCUUCACGUAAAACGUUAAGCACGGUAAAACAUUCUCUUAUCAUCGAGUGGACUGGUAACAGUACCGGUGAGCAACCAUUAUUUCCUGAUAAGCAUGCAGCGGAAGGGUUCUUAGCAUUCCUCGAUGGUGCAUUCCUCGGCGCAUAUGCUUUGGGUCUUUAUGCAGGUGGCACAUUGGGAGACCGUUAUAAUCCGAAAAAAGUACUUGCUUUUAGCAUGUGGACAUCAUCCUUUACCGUGUUUUUGUUUGGAAUACUGAAAUGGUCGUUGUUUCGUUCGCCGAUACAUUACGCCGCAACAUGGAUUGCAUGUGGUUUAUUUCAGUCUCUUGCUUGGCCUACCGAAAUCUCGAUUAUGGGUAAUUGGUUCGGGCAUAACAGUCGGGGUGCUGUCAUGGGACUUUGGUCAGCAUGCGCUUCAGUUGGAAAUAUAAUGGGUACAUUAGUUUCAUCUCACACCAUACAGUUAGGAUACGAGUAUUCGUUUGCUGCAAAUGCAUGUUCGCUUUUUCUCGGCGGAUUUUUCAUCUUUCAUCUUUUACCAUCACGAACUAGACAUGAGCGUGACUUAGUAGUUUCUGUUGUGGAUAAUGUGGAGCGACCAAAGGCAAUCAGUUUUUGGCAAGCUUGGCGUCUUCCAGGUGUGAUUGCGUACUCUUUGGCAUACGCGUGCCUCAAGUUAGUUAAUUAUUCGUUUUUCUUCUGGUUACCCUUCUAUCUGCAUGCUCAUUACGGAUGGAAAGAAUCUGUUGCUGAUGAACUAUCAGCGUGGUACGAUAUAGGUGGUAUCAUUGCUGCAGUUAUUGCUGGCAUUACUUCUGAUCAUUUCUCGUCACGUACUCCAAUUUUGGUAUGCAUGCUGGUUUUUUCAAUGGGCUCCUUGUUUGCUUAUGCUAAUUCACCAGGCAAUGUUUUGAUAAAUUCAUUCUUAAUGGCAUUAACGGGGUUUUUUAUCGGUGGACCAGCCAAUCUAAUAUCGUCUGCUGUUUCCGCCGAUCUUGCGAACGCCGAGCAAAUUAGAGGAUCCUCGGAAGCAUUGAGUACGGUUACAGGUAUCAUUGAUGGCUCUGGUAGUGUUGGUGCAGGGAUUGGUCAACUUCUUAUUCCAGAAAUUGAAACUGUGUUUGGUUGGACAGCUGUCUUUUACGGUUUUAUUAUUAUGAUGCUGUGUACAAUCUUUUGUUUGACGCCACUACUGUGGAAAGAAAUGGCCAACAAACUCAAUCCUCAUUAUGUACAUCUACAUUCCGAGGGCAGUAAUGACUCGCUGGGAUCGUGUUCCAAUAGUACAACUGAUUCAACUGUGGAUAGUGCACAGCUACCGGUGAGAGCCAGGCAUCGGAAUUCACCAGAUUAA